CUCACUUGAAUAACAUUCUUUUCCUUGCUAUAAAUGAAGGCCACAAGCCCAAGCAGGAUCAGACCAGCAGAACCACAAGCAACACACACGGGAAUGUCUACUCCCACAGAACAGGACGGCACAUUCCCAUGCGAAGAAUAGAGUUUCUGCCAGUCAUCAGUUCUACUAGUCCCCCGCUAUGGAGAACAAGGAAAUGCGUUGUCGCGAUGUGGCGUACACCAUUAAUCGCUCCGUGCUUUAUGAGCAAGAAUUAGGAGGACCGGCACCCAACCCCCCCAGUACAGUACGUUCUUUUGUUGGUGCAGCAAAAAGGAAGUUUAGAUGUUCAGCAUCUGCAGCUAAGCAAACACUCUUUCAGUUCAUUCCUAUUCUCCACUGGUUGCCUCGUUACCCUGUAAAGGAAUGGCUUCUGGGCGAUAUUGUGUCUGGUGUCAGUGUGGGGAUUCUCCAGCUCCCACAAGGUUUGGCGUAUGCAUUACUGGCUGGAGUGCCCCCGGUGUUUGGAUUGUAUUCAUCUUUUUUCCCAGUCAUGGUCUACUCCAUCUUUGGGACAUCCAGGCACGUAUCUAUAGGAAGCUUUGCAGUUGUCUCUAUCAUGAUUGGCAGUGUGACUGAGUCCUUGGUGCCCAAUGAUAACUUUAUCCUGCCCGGGAAUGACAGCCUACUUGUUGAUACAGUUGCAAGAGAUAAAGCCAGGGUUGAAGUUGUGGCAGCCAUGACUUUACUGGUGGGUCUGUUCCAGAUAAUUCUAGGGCUGGUACAGUUUGGGUUUGUGGUUACUUAUCUAUCGAAGCCAUUGGUCCGCGGGUAUACCACUGCAGCCACAAUCCACGUCACUGUGUCCCAACUAAAACACAUUUUUGGACUCCCCCUCAGUGAAAAGUCUCAGCCUCUGUCCCUGAUUUAUUCUCUAGUCAGUCUGUUCCGUAGGAUCCAAAGGACAAAUAUUGGCACCCUGGUUAUCGGCCUUGUUUGCCUAACGUGCCUCUUUGCAGUUAAGGAAGUCAACCAAAGACUGCGAGGGAAACUUCCGAUGCCUAUCCCUAUUGAGCUGAUUGUGCUAGUAAUCUCUACUGGGAUAUCAUAUGGUAUAAACCUGCAUGAAAAGUAUGGGGUUGACAUUGUGGGUGACAUUCCUACAGGGGUUUUAUCCACUACAAGGUUGGUUACACCCAUAGUGCCCAAGGCAGAAUUGUUUGUGGAAGUUGUAGGCAAUGCAUUUGCUAUAGCUGUAGUUGGCUAUACCAUCACCAUUUCCUUGGCCAAAAUGUUUGCUAUGAAGCAUGGCUACAAAGUGGAUAGUAACCAGGAGUUGAUUGCACUUGGAUUUAGUAACCUUGUGGGGAGCUUUUUCCAUUGUUUUGCUGUCACUGCAUCCAUGUCUAGGACCCUUGUCCAGGAGAGCACGGGAGGAAACACCCAGGUUGCCAGCACAGUUUCUGCUCUAAUUAUCCUUGUAAUUAUCCUGAAAGCAGGGGAACUGUUUACAUGCCUACCUAGGGCCAUAUUAUCAGGGAUCGUUAUUGCCAAUCUGAAAGGAAUGUACAAGCAGUUUAUGGAUAUACCCAUCCUAUGGCAAACCAACAAAUUUGAUCUUCUAAUAUGGCUAGUGACCUUCCUGUCAACAAUUUGCCUCAACAUGGACAUUGGGCUGGCUGUGUCGGUUGUGUUUGGCCUGUUCACAGUCACUUUCAGGAGCCAACUACCCCAUUACUCCAUUCUGGGACAAGUUUAUGAAACAGACCUCUACAGGGAUGCUGAAGAAAAUUCCAUGGCCAAAGAAAUCUCAGGCAUAAAGAUUUUCCACUGGAACGCGGCAAUUUAUUUUGCUAAUGCCGAGCUGUACAGCAAAGCUCUCAAAGCUAAGAUGGGUGUCAAUGUUGACAGGCUAAUUGAGAAGAAGAAGAAGGCAGCUAUGAAGAGGAAAAAAGGAUUACAAAAAGUAAUCCGUCUGGCUAAAAACAUUCUGGCCAAAACUCAGAUGGGUACCGGGCUGGAGUUUCUAACAAACAAAGAUGGAAUGCUGGGAAGUCUUAGUACUCUGUCGGAGACAAUACCGAAUGCUCCUACCCUGUGUUCCCUGGGCCUGGAGAAACUAGAAUUCCACUCCCUGAUCUUGGACUUCUCUGCUGUUAGUUUCAUUGAUACCGUUGGAGUAAAAGUGCUAAAAAAUAUUUUUGAAGAGGUUCGUGAGAUUGAAGUGGAUGUAUAUCUUGCCAGCUGCCCCACUUCAGUUCUCAGGCAGCUGGAAUACAGUCACUUCUUUAAAGGAUCCGUCAGCCAGGCGUCAGUAUUUGCUUCAGUCCACGAUGCAGUUUCCUAUCUCUCCUAUGGAAUCAGCGAAUCCAGCUCUGUCCAAGAAAUUACAGAAAUCUAAUGUGAUCUGCCUGGCAUUAGCACAACUGAACCUGACUGUCCCAUUUAUUUUUAAUACUAGCAUUACUUACAUUCACAGUAAUCCUGAAAUCUUAAAGGAGACACGCAGCUUUUCUGAAACUCCCUCCAAAAUCUCUAUAAUGAUACAUUAGUGAUUCCACCCAAAAACCUUAGACAAUGGGCCCACUCUCAGUACUAUUAUUUUUCCUCUUCUCACUCUACCAUUAUUCCCUAGUCUCUUUUCUUUACAUACUAUAAAAUCUAUCAUUCCAUCUAUUCAACCUCUUUUUCCCAUAAACAAAUAGGCAAUGACCAUGAAAUAGGCCAAAAGAUUAGAAGCAAGAGGCCCACUGACACCUGGGCCCACCGAGAGUUUUUCUGGUAUCCCAGUGGCCCAAUCUGACAUUGCUGUUUUCUAACCUUGUCAAAUUAACACUGUCAGGUUGGCAAAACAGUCAGGUUUAGGAACUUCAAGUGACAAUUACUUACGAAAGCAGAACUAUCAGCAAAAAUUUAACUUUUAAUGUAAAGUAAUAUUUUGAAAAGAAGAUUUUUAGUGUCAUUAAUACUUUAAUACUAUGCUAGGAGCUGUAGCCCAACAACAUUAAGGGUGGUGGCAGGUGAGGAGAUUAGUCACCUAGCGAUAUUCUCUAGUGAGGGCGACUAAUCUCCUCAAAUGCCUUCCCGUCUGCAAGAAUACGAAUAACAGGCGGGAUGGCAUACGAAUCGCUUCAUACAAUUAGUAUUCUUGCCGGCGGGAAGGCAUUUCGUCCACAGUAGAGAAGAUUUGUCGCUGGGCCACUCCCCGUGUACCACCACCCUAAAGUAGAGCACACUGCUUUGGAAGGUUUAUAUACCCUUUGAUUCAUUUUAUCACUUGGCCCAAAUGAUCCUUGUUCCUCGAUUUUCAUUGGACAAUGAGCUAAAUGUAUUCUGGAUUAAAUGUCUUGCAGUAGUGAAAUAUUCCGUCAAAUAAAAGUGUUUUUUUGUUUUGUUUUGA
Xenopus laevis (African clawed frog) is the source of this 3376-nucleotide messenger RNA. It is a transcript of the gene slc26a6.S, whose product is annotated as solute carrier family 26 member 6. The record is from RefSeq and is a predicted model, not a curated record. NCBI's taxonomy places the organism in Eukaryota, Metazoa, Chordata, Amphibia, Anura, Pipidae. The coding region runs from base 179 to 2377 and encodes 732 amino acids. The transcript has 19 exons.